Molecule: messenger RNA, 2672 nt
Organism: Prunus avium (sweet cherry)
Lineage: Eukaryota; Viridiplantae; Streptophyta; Magnoliopsida; Rosales; Rosaceae
Product: 1-deoxy-D-xylulose-5-phosphate synthase 1, chloroplastic
Biological process (GO): chlorophyll biosynthetic process; terpenoid biosynthetic process
Cellular component (GO): chloroplast
Molecular function (GO): 1-deoxy-D-xylulose-5-phosphate synthase activity
Source: RefSeq, a predicted model, not a curated record
AAUGCUCUUACUUUCCAUCGACUCUUAGACACUAUUUCACCAUCAGCCACACAUCAUUCACAGUAACGCGCAUUUCAGUCCUCUCUCUCUCUCUCUCUCUCUCUAGCUCUCUCUCUAUUUAUUUAUUCAAUUCCCCACUGACACUACCACCAUUUUCACCCAGCACUUCCUCGCAGUGGGAAAACUGUCAGGCCUUAAUUUCUUAAUAACCCUUUUCUGGGUUCUUCUUCAUUUCACUUCUAAUUACAAUUUUGAAGUUGUUUAGCUCUCCUUGAAGUUCUUCUACAUGCAAUGGCUCUUUGUACAUUCUCAUUUCCUGCACAUAUCAACCGGCCAACAACACAUUCAGAUGCUCAGAAAUCCACCUCUUUGUUUUCCCAUUUCUCUUGGGGAACAGUUCUGCCAUGCCAAUCUCAGCACAAGCUCAAUCAGGUCAGGAGGAAAAGGCCAGCUGGGAUUUGUGCAUCACUGUCAGAGAGUGGGGAGUAUCACUCACAGAGACCACCCACUCCUCUCUUGGACACCAUAAACUAUCCAAUUCACAUGAAAAAUCUUUCUGUCAAGGAGCUUAAACAACUAGCAGAUGAGCUGAGGUCUGAUGUCAUCUUCAAUGUUUCUAAAACUGGAGGUCACCUGGGCUCAAGCCUUGGUGUUGUGGAGCUCACUGUGGCUCUUCAUUAUGUCUUCAAUGCUCCUCAAGAUAGGAUCUUAUGGGAUGUUGGCCAUCAGUCUUACCCACACAAAAUCUUGACUGGGAGGAGAGAUAAGAUGCACACUAUGAGGCAGACAGAUGGGUUAGCUGGCUUCACUAAGCGCUCUGAGAGUGAAUAUGAUUGCUUUGGCACUGGUCACAGUUCUACCACUAUCUCAGCAGGCUUGGGGAUGGCGGUGGGAAGGGAUCUAAAGGGUGGAAAUAAUCAUGUGGUUGCUGUAAUAGGUGAUGGUGCUAUGACAGCAGGGCAAGCUUACGAAGCCAUGAACAACGCUGGGUACCUCGAUUCUGACAUGAUUAUAAUUCUGAAUGACAAUAAACAGGUUUCGUUACCUACUGCCAGUCUUGAUGGACCCAUACCUCCAGUAGGAGCUUUGAGUAGUGCUCUCAGUAGGUUGCAGUCAAACAGGCCACUCAGAGAAUUAAGAGAGGUUGCCAAAGGAGUUACCAAACAAAUUGGUGGUCCGGUGCAUAAUCUGGCAGCAAAAGUUGAUGAGUAUGCUCGUGGAAUGAUCAGUGGUACUGGUUCAUCACUAUUUGAAGAGCUUGGACUAUAUUAUAUUGGUCCAGUUGAUGGUCACAACAUAGAUGAUCUUAUUGCCAUUCUCAAAGAGGUUAAAAGUACCAAAACAACAGGUCCUGUCCUGAUCCACCUUAUCACUGAGAAAGGCCGGGGAUAUCCAUAUGCAGAGAAAGCUGCAGACAAGUACCAUGGAGUGGCCAAGUUUGAUCCUGCAACCGGAAAGCAAUUCAAAGCCAGUGCUAGUACACUUUCUUACACAACAUACUUUGCUGAGGCUUUGAUUGCAGAAGCUGAAGCGGACAAAGAUAUUGUAGCAAUCCAUGCUGCAAUGGGAGGUGGAACAGGCAUGAAUCUCUUCCUCCGCCGUUUUCCAACAAGAUGCUUUGAUGUUGGAAUAGCAGAGCAGCAUGCGGUUACUUUUGCUGCAGGUCUGGCCUGUGAAGGCCUAAAACCUUUCUGUGCAAUUUACUCAUCUUUUUUGCAGAGGGCUUAUGACCAGGUGGUACAUGAUGUAGAUUUGCAGAAGCUGCCUGUGAGAUUUGCCAUGGACCGAGCUGGACUGGUUGGAGCUGAUGGUCCCACGCAUUGUGGGUCUUUUGAUGUAACUUUUAUGGCAUGCCUGCCUAACAUGGUGGUGAUGGCUCCUUCUGAUGAGGCAGAGCUUUUCCAUAUGGUAGCCACAGCUGCGGCCAUAGAUGACCGACCAAGUUGUUUCCGAUACCCAAGAGGAAAUGGGGUUGGUGUUCAACUGCCGCCAGGGAAUAAAGGCACUCCUCUUGAGGUAGGAAAAGGCAGAAUAUUGAUUGAAGGGGAAAGAGUGGCACUUUUGGGAUAUGGAGCAGCAGUUCAGAGCUGUUUGGCUGCAUCCUCUUUGGUUGAAUCCCAUGGCUUGCGCCUAACAGUUGCUGAUGCACGGUUUUGCAAACCACUGGAUCGUGCUCUUAUUCGCAGCCUUGCAAAAUCACAUGAGUUUUUGAUUACAGUGGAAGAGGGAUCCAUUGGAGGGUUCGGAUCUCACGUUGCUCAGUUUCUGGCCCUUGAUGGCCUUCUUGACGGCAAACUUAAGUGGAGACCGCUGGUUCUUCCAGACCGGUACAUUGACCAUGGUUCCCCUGCUGAUCAAUUGGUCGAAGCCGGGCUCACCCCUUCUCAUAUUGCAGCAACAGUAUUCAACGUACUUGGACAAACAAGAGAGGCACUGAAGAUAAUGUCAUGAAGGGAAACUACAGAGUUCCCUUUUUUCACUGUAUACAAAACCAAAACUGUAAUGAUUUAUAUUUAGUUUCCCCAUCUGUAUAAAGUAGCAUAUUUGAGCAAAAGAGUGGCAUUAGCUGAAGGCAGCCUAACCAAUCCAGUACAUCAAUCACCAGCUCAAACUAGUUGAGUUCCCAGAGAUUUUAGCAUGUCCUAUAAAUGCAAGAAUUGAUUUGUAGACUA